This is a messenger RNA of Alternaria alternata, 1770 nucleotides long. Its product is annotated as MFS general substrate transporter. The record is from RefSeq and is a predicted model, not a curated record. The transcript is spliced from 3 exons. Gene Ontology annotation, molecular function: transmembrane transporter activity. Lineage: Eukaryota; Fungi; Ascomycota; Dothideomycetes; Pleosporales; Pleosporaceae. Bases 247 to 1575 code for a protein of 442 amino acids. Gene Ontology annotation, biological process: transmembrane transport. Gene Ontology annotation, cellular component: fungal-type vacuole membrane.
AAAUGGCAGAGCGUGUCGCAUCCGACGUACUUGCUCGGCCCGUCGGCAAUAACCGCCGCGGUCUUCUUCCGCCACCAAUUCCUUUCAAUUACCUCAUAAUUUCGGGAAAAUGAGCCUGCUAACUUCGGCAAACUCGUAGACUUGCAAGCUCGUACAGGUUGUGACUCAGCAAAAUAUGGAUCUGGGGAAGCAAAUAUCCGGGGUCGUGUUUCUUGCACCCUAACAACAUCUUCGGCUUGCGAUAAGAUGGCAGCUAUCGGGCCAGAUCCACCGGCUGAGGAGUUCAAUCAUAUAGAAGAGGAGGAUUUCAGGCCGACCAAACAAGAAGUAUCUGCGACUUUUGAUGUGACGCGAGUUGUGUCCAUCGAGCCGCCUCCCAAUGGCGGAUGGGUCGCAUGGUCGCAAGUGCUAGGUGGGCACAUCAUCACCUUCUUUACCUGGGGCUUCAUCACAUCGUUUGGCAUGUUCCAGGCACACUACACUUCAAUCGGUCUCUCGACACCCUCCAACAUCUCAUGGAUCGGCGCACUUACCGUCUUCUUCCUACUAUCCGUCCCUCUCUGGUCGGGCGCCGCAUCGGACACUGGCCAUUUCAAACUUGUCUUACGCAUGGGCAUCGGGUUGUGGCUUGUUGGCAUCUUUAUGACAAGCAUCUGUAAAGAGUAUUGGCAAUUUGUACUUGCGCAGGGGUUUUGCAUUGGGCUUGCAAAUGGCUGUAUGUUUGUCCCUAUGGUCUCCGUUAUCUCGACCUACUUCGAUGCGACGAAGCGAAGUUUUGCGAUCAGUAUCACAUUAUGUGGAUCGGGAACAGGGGGUUUGGUAAUCCCGAUAAUGCUCAAUAGGCUCAUCGAUCGCAUCGGAUUUGGAUGGGCGGUAAGGACGUUGGGCUUUAUGGCGCUGGUCAUGCUGUUGAUUGCGGAGCGGCUGCUGAAGAAACGACUCCCGCCAAAAAGCUCGGUGAAGAUGCUCGAACCGAGUGAGCUGAAGGAUCCAGUGUUUGAUCUCUUCAUCCUUGGAUCGGUCUUUUGUUUCGCAGGUCUAUGGUUCGCUUUCUUCUACAUCAAUGCCUUCGCCAGAAGAACCUUGAGCAUGACACUGGAAGAAUCAAUACCGCUCCUUUUGGUGCUGAACGGCGUCGGCAUACCGGGGCGCUUAUUGCCUGCGUACAUUGCCGAUCACUACUGCCGGCCAUUGACCAUCAGCUUAAUCGUCAGCUUUGUCACCGCUCUUCUUCUCUAUUGCUGGGCUGCGAUCAACUCGACUGCAGGCAUGUAUGCCUUUGCGGCGCUUUACGGCUUGUUUGCUGCGGCCUUGCAAGCCAUGUUUCCUGCAACACUAGCAGAUCUGACCUUGGACAACAAGAAGAUCGGUACCAGAAUGGGCAUGGGUUUUGCGCUGUCUAGUUUCGGAUGUCUCAUUGGAGGUCCUGGUGGAGGAGCAUUGGUCGAGGCUGGCAACGGAUCUUACUUGUAUGGACAAGUGCUUGCUGGUUCGUGCGGCGUAUUGGGCUUCACGUGCUUCUUGACUGCAGCGCUGAUCCACAAGAAGAAAGCAAAGCAGCUCGAUGAUGUGUAGAGAAGUAUGGUUGCGGUUCACCUUCAACUAUACCUUUAGUGAAACAUGGGUGUUCGUGCCCUCAUAUACGAAUAUAGAUAAAGUGACCUGUUGGAUAGAACACACCUGGAAUAGGUGGUGACCAGAUCUUGGUGCCUGAGGUCCAGCGGAUACAUGCGACACUUCGGUCUCAGCAUUGACCAGAUCAGCGUCCAC